This is a messenger RNA of Nezara viridula (southern green stink bug), 4690 nucleotides long. The record is from the annotation of a GenBank genome assembly. NCBI's taxonomy places the organism in Eukaryota, Metazoa, Arthropoda, Insecta, Hemiptera, Pentatomidae.
GUGAUCUCGAUAUGUAUUGUAGUAGAAUAAAAAUAGUUUUUAAAAAUAACCUAUACACUCUAUCUCAAUGCUAUUGAAAUGAAUAAAUUUACAAAAACACAAUCAAUUCAUCCGCCAGUUAUCAGAGGAAUAAUGAGAAAAUUCACUAACUUCAGAAUAAUUAUCGAAAGAACAUUGACGGAAAAAAAUCGCUUGUUUAUAAUAGAACAAUUACAAAGCCAUAUGAAAAUUUUAUGAUAGCUUGGUAACUCAAUUAAGUAUUGAAGAUGAGGUUUAGAAGAAAUGUUGAAUAUGAGUAUGAUUAGAAUCUAAUAUCGGGAAGACAUUCCUCAAAUGCAUAUUUCCGAAGAGGGGUCGAUUAAAAUUGAUGAAUUUUGAUGUACUUGUCACACUGAUGGUUGCAAUAAGUACUUACCAAACAGGGAUGUGUUACCCGAACCGUAGGACUAAGGUUAACCCGCAAGCACAGAGAGAUGUCAUCGCCACUACUCAAGAAGCCACAUGGAGGAAACCAAUGGAUAGAUUUAAACUCAGAGAUAUGCCAAGCAUCAGAAAAAUAGAGGAAGAUGUGUUAAAUUUUGACAUGUUGGAAAGAAAACGAAGAUUUGGGAAAAAAUGGACAGGAUGCGAUGCAAAGGUAUAUUUAAAAAUCGUUGAUAACGUUAAGGAUCCUGUCCAUCAUGCUGUAACGUCUUUAUCUCAUUUAAGGAAAAAAGAAAUAAAUCCAUCAUAUAUUGUUAUUCAACCAGAGAAAUUGGAUAAAAAGUUGAAAAGCAUUAUGAAUUCUCUCAAGGCAAAGGCGACCACAAAAAUGUAUAACUUGGAAUACGACGAGGAAGAUAAAUACUAUUAUGGUUUGGUCUCUACUCUCCCUUCUAAACCAGCUCAUACUCCGAAUAGCCUUGAACCACCCUUAAGAAAAACUAUGAGGACUAUAGCACCUAAAAAACUAAAAUUGUUAAAAGCCCUAAUUAAACGGUUCAGAGUCAAAACCACCACUGAUAUUUCAAGGGUAAAUAAUAAAAUUAUCGACCGUUUUGCCAAGAAGACUACAAUACUUGGAACGUACAUAACACGUACACAGAAGACCAAAAACACCUAUUUGUCUUUAAAAGAAUUCGACCAUAUCUUUACUCCUUCAACAGUGAAAAAUAAUAACACAGAUUCCGAAAUAAUAAAACAUGAACGAUUAUCGGCCCACGACAUGAGUUCCUAUCUUAAUUCUGAAUCGCCUUUUGGGUUAGGCAUAAAUAAAAUAAUGACAGAAAAUUAUAAACCAAUACUAAGCGAUGUACGCAAUGGUGAGCAUAAACCAGUCAUUGUCGGUACCUCAUUGAACUCACUAGCGGAGAUGAACGUGACAAAGUUCAUUACAAAGUUAAAGAAUUCACAUCCUGGAGUCCUUCCAGCAACCCCAAUAACCUUAAUCCUGAACGAAGACAAUGAUGAUAUUGUAAUAAGUAAUAAUACUUUGAUUCUACCAGUACCAAUCUUCGGAAAGUACGCCCGUAAAGGUAUUAAUAAAAAUAAAUUGUUCAAUAGUGGCCCAAUUGCUCCUGAGGAUCGUAAAGAAAAUCAUUUUAAUAUGAGUAAUUGGAAUGAUAUAAAGGCGACGGAGGGUGAAUUUAAUAAUUCGGAUCAUCACUCCUUAAUUGCAGGUAUCCUAUACAGCCCCACACUCAUGCAGUCCUAUAUCAAUGAUUCGUUUGUUCCCAUUUUAACUAACCUAACCGAAAUAAAACCAUCUAAUUCAAAUAAAGUAGAUCAAGAUAAAACGAUAUCAUCAGUUUUACCACGCCCCAUACUAAAAGAGAACUUGGGAAGUAAUAUUUCCGUGAUCAAACUUCUUUUUAAUUACAAGUACCCUCAUAGAAAUUUCACAGACCUCCUGCCAGAUGAGGGUCAGUCAAUGGUUUUUAAACCUUUAUUAAAUUUCAAAAAUCCAUAUCAGGAAUCUGUUCAUACAGAUACUGAGAUAUUGAAAACGGAUCAAGGUAGUGUCAGUGCAUUUAUGUCUCUUUUAAGCGGAAUAGAGGCUGUGAAAAAUCCAAGUAUCAAUAUAUAUUCCUAUAAUGUUUCCUUACCCAACAGUACAAGCAUAAAUAGAAUUCGAAAUAUAUGGGAAAAAAAUAAAAUCUUUUCAAAAAUUCCAUUAAAUCGUUUAAACGAAAUCAAGCGGUUAUUGAAUGGAACCGAUGAAUUUUUAGCUAUUCCAUUGGAAGAAUUGUCAAGUGAAUAUAUUCAUUUAUUACCGAAUAAUCUUGAUUACAUAGAAGAUAGAGGCUUGAAAGAUCAACUCUUUUCGGGUCAAAUGAAAAUGGAUCUUGAUAAGUACGUUUACGAUAGAGAUGAUUGUUGUAAUACCUGCCGCACAAAACGGACCACUCAGCAUCAUCAUCAUCAUCAUCGAAAAGUUCACCCAACCAGGUUCGGCAUGCACAUAGACAAUAAGCAUGUUAUAUCAUGUUGUAAAUGUUCCCAGCCUGAAAUCCAAAACAGUUGUACUCAUCGCGAAGAGGAUUCAGGUUUAAAUGAAGAGGAAAUGCCUGCAAUUUGUAAAACAAGUAUUCAGAAAUGGAAAUGUACAUGUAGGAAAGGCACGGAUGCGUUUGAAAAAGCACGGUAUAAAACCAAAGAGCAGAACUACCAUAGUUUAAAAACUUUCUGUUCAGCUGCAGAAAACACCAUGAAGAUUUAUGACGAAGAGGAAAUAAAUGCGGACUAUUCAAUCGAUACGACGAAAACAGAAAUAUUUGAAGAGAAUAGGAAUAAUAAUAAAUUCGAAGAAAUAGAAGCUCACUUAAUGACACACCGGCCAGUUGAAGCACAAGGUCAUUGGGAUUGCCCUACCACUUACGAUUAUAGGAAGGAAAAUCCCAUUGUAACAGGGCCUUCAAGACAAGACAUCAUAGUUUCUAUAAUGUGCGGAGCCGCAACUUGUACAGAAUGUACAAUGAAUGAGGGCGACGAUUCUUUAAUAUACUUUCCGGAAAAUAUGGAAACCGACUCGUGCCUAGGUGGGGUGAAGAAGGUAACAACCUGCCUACCGCUUGAAGAAACCGAUGUACUUUCGGAAGAAGAAAAAGAAGAAGAAGAAGAAGAAGAAGAUGUUGGUCCAACAAUUUGUACACCCCCUGCACCCACUUGUUUUACGAUGCCUCCCGAAUCCAUUCAUUUUACGCUACCCAGCGAAGGGUGUUUUUAUUGGUUAAGCACUAAAAAACGACGCUGUACAUGUGCUUGUUUGUGCGAAACCAAAUCUCAAUACUUAGGGAAAAAACACGCAGCAUUUGCAACGAAAUCUAGAAUUCAUGAAACGAAUAGAAAGAACCAUCGUCAUAUUUGCCCGCAUAUGAACUAUAACCCUCUCGUUUUGAAACUAAUGGAGUCCAAAAAAAGAUCUACUCGCCAUUGUCCGAAUGUAAUGCACGCGGCACAUUCCGGAUCUAGUACCAUUAAUACCAAACCGUUAGAAGAAUAUUACACAGUGACUGAUAUUGAAUUAAUCGAUUAUUUUUCUAAGAAGAAAGUUCAUCAUGCAUUCAAUGAAAAUGAAAAUAAAUACGAAUCAGAUCGUGAUUAUUGGAUAUCCGACAUUACUACUGAUAUAUCGUUACUAACCGAUUUCUUGAGUUUUAGAACCUCUAAAAAAAUUGAAUGUAAUGUUCCACAAAAGUGCGAACAGAUUUAUAAGACAAAAUGCAUAGAUAUAACUCCUUCGACAGUUGGUAGAAGAUGUUUUUGUUCGCGGAAAAAAAAGCUUGACUUAAAGAAAAGUAGAAAUAAAAAAAUUUGCUAUGAUAAUUCUUUAGAAGAAAUAGAAGAUAAUUACAAUAGAAUUGUGUCGAAAUAUGUCGGAAAGUACAAGACAUUUGGACUCGAUUCAUCUGAUAUCACGAAUGGGUUGAAGAGUGAGGCACCCAUUGCCGAAUAUAUUAUUCCAGGCUAUAAAAAAGUAACGAGGGUAGUUCAUCAAAAGGAAAACCCACAUUGGUUGAAGGAUUACAUAAAAAGUAUGACUCUGGGAACUGAAGAAUUGGAUCUUGACCUGACUGAAACAAAACCGUUAUUGGAAGAUGAUUCGCUACCCGAUGAAAUAACCACUCAAGAUCAUGAGGGACUCAUUGUUACUUUUAAUGAAAGUACUCCACACUCAUUCGGAGAAACAGUAACUUUUCACACUACAACGACAACAUUACAUAACGGCCAAGAAGUACAAGAUUUUUUAUCCACAAAUAAUCUUCGUAAACAGCAUGUUAAAAAUAAGAAUAGCCAAUUAAAAGUAAAGGUCCAUUCCACAAAACCUACAGUUUUCGUAAAUAAACGCAAAAAAAAUCAUUCUCCUAUUAUAAAAAUUUCACCAUCAAUAAAUUUUCUUAAAAAAACCAACCAUAAGAGUCAUUUGGCAAACCAAGUUGAAGCCAUCUUUAAACCAAACGAUGAAAGACAAACCGACAUGAACAGAAUAAUUACUGUAACAACGGGAUCCAAUCCUCCAAUGGAAUCAGAAGCGAUUUUCCAACCGAAAGAAAUCGUAAAAAGUAAUGAAAUCGCUUCUGUUAAAAUCUCCUUUGGAACAAAUAAAGAGUAUGUCAAGAAAAAUAAGAAAACAAGUUUUAAAACAACGAAAAAGUUCUUUAGUUUCGAAACCAAACUGUGAAAUGUGGGUUAAAUAAAGCUUUUAUUGAAA